CCAAAAAAGAGCGAAAUUACUAAUCAGCACCGUUGGGUCACCCCAUUCGCGUGCUCCGCGUUCCAAAUCCAAUCAUCAAACCGUGCUGCGGUGAAGCGAACGCAGAGCUCGGUUGGUCAACAAUGAGGACGACGAGAUAAAAGCAAACAGCGGCGUCCCUCUCCCUCUCCCUCCUCCGCUUCCUGCCUCCUCCGCCCGUCGCCUCCCCUCCCCUCGCCUCGCCUUCUCUCCCCAACCCCACAACACGCCGCGAGCUCGCCGUACGGACGGACCCGUGCCCGCCGGCGAGAUGGAGCUGAGGCCCGGGAUGUCGGCGCUCGUCACCGGCGGCGCCUCCGGCAUCGGGAAAGCACUUUGCAUUGCUCUUGCACAGAAGGGUCUAUUUGUGACUAUUGUUGAUUUCUCUGAAGAAAAUGGAAGAGAAGCUGCUUCAUUAGUUCAAAUCGAAAAUAAAAGGUUUCAUGGAGAUCUUAAAGUUCCGACUGCUAUAUUUAUCAAAUGUGAUGUUAGUAAUGCAGGCGAUCUUUCUGCUGCCUUUGGAAAACAUGUGGACACAUAUGGUGGACUAGAUAUUUGCAUCAACUGUGCUGGAAUUGCAGUCAAAACAUUAGUUUACGAUGAUCAAUCUGAUGGAACUAGAACAUGGAGACAUGCUGUAAAUGUGAACCUUGUUGCUGUUAUUGAUGGUACUCGCAUUGCAAGUCAAAUUAUGCGAUCUGGGAAGAAACCUGGUGUCAUAAUAAAUAUUGGUUCAGCUGCAGGCCUUUAUCCUAUGAACUUUGAUCCCAUAUAUAGUGGGACAAAAGCUGGUGUUGUUAUGUUUACAAGAUCACUUGCUCCAUUGAGACGCCAUGGUGUACGUGUCAAUGUACUCUGCCCUGAGUUUGUUCAAACUAAUAUGGCAGAGCAACUAAAUCGUAGAAUAGUAGAUGCAACUGGUGGAUAUAUAACGAUGGAAGAUAUUGUUAAUGCUACGUUUGAACUCAUCAAAGAUGAAAGCAAGGCUGGUGCUUGCCUUUGGAUAACUAAACGAAGAGGGAUGGAGUACUGGCCAACACCAGAGGAACGAAGAAAGUAUCUGCUGAAUCCCUCCAAGUCAAAAAGGAUGUUAACACAAAAUACCUUUUCAACAGUCCAUACGCCUGAGUUCUAUGAGAAGAUAGUUGUUCACACACUCAGCCACAAUUUUCGCGAUGCUACAAGACUUGAUCGUGUGCGCUUGAGAUUGCCUGUUGAACCACACAGUGCUCUGGUUAAAAUAAUAUACGCUGGUGUAAAUGCUAGUGAUGUUAACUUCAGCUCUGGCCGUUAUUUCAGUGGUGGUGCUAAAGAAAUUGCUGCACGGCUUCCAUUUGAUGCUGGUUUUGAGGCUGUUGGCAUUGUUGCAUCUGUUGGAGAUUCAGUCAACUAUAUUAAAGUUGGCACUCCUGUAGCCCUUAUGACUUAUGGGACCUAUUCUGAAUUUAUACAGGUUCCGGCCAAGCGUCUUCUUCCGGUGCCAAGACCAGAACCAGAGGUCGUUGCUAUGUUAACAUCAGGAUUGACUGCAUCAAUUUCCCUUGAGAAGGCAGGCCAAAUGAAAUCAGGGGAAGUUGUUCUAGUUACAGCAGCUGCUGGUGGAACAGGACAAUUUGCUGUGCAGCUCGCAAAACUAGCAGGCAACAAGGUUGUUGCCACAUGCGGUGGCAAUAGUAAAGCUGCACUUCUGGCUUCCUUAGGAGUUGAUCGAGUUAUCAACUACCAAAACGAAAACAUCAAAGAUGUUCUGAAAAAAGAGUUUCCAAGAGGUGCAGACAUUAUAUAUGAAUCUGUUGGUGGGGAAAUGUUUGACUUGUGCUUGAAUGCACUUGCAGUCCAUGGACGUCUUAUUGUAAUCGGUAUGAUCUCCCAGUAUCAAGGAGAGCAUGGGUGGAGGCCACGGAACUACACUGGACUAUGUGAUAAGAUCCUUGCUAAAAGUCAAACUGUGGCGGGUUUUUUCCUAAUCCAGUGUGCUCAGUUGUGGCAAGAUCACCUUGACAAACUUUUUGAUUUGUAUGCCUCCGGAAAGCUAAAGGUUUCCCUUGACCCCAAGAAAUUCUUGGGUGUAGCUUCAGCGCCUGAUGCGGUAGAAUAUCUUCAUUCUGGCAAGAGUGUUGGCAAGGUUGUUGUGUGCAUUGAUCCGUCAUACAGUCAGACCCUUGCUAAACUAUAGUCUGUGGACAUGAGAUACAUCAUAUUUCGUCGUCUGGUAAUCAUCAGAAAGUAUAGUGCAAAAAAUACGCAUUACCAUUUUAAAGACAAAUGAAUAGGCUAUUUGACACAUUUACAGCAUGGGGGCUUCUUGCUCAGUCUUGUAGUCUGUGCGUAGCUGGAACAUUCUCAUAUUUACCCCGACAGGGAAGAAAUCGAGCAGCUGCAUAUGUUGUAUAGCUCAAUUGUCGGACAUUUUGUGGGACAGUUCAAUGAUAUAUUAAGAUCGUUCCAUGCUUA
This is a messenger RNA of Oryza brachyantha (malo sina), 2472 nucleotides long. RefSeq names its product probable quinone oxidoreductase. Lineage: Eukaryota; Viridiplantae; Streptophyta; Magnoliopsida; Poales; Poaceae. The record is from RefSeq and is a predicted model, not a curated record. Bases 290 to 2194 code for a protein of 634 amino acids. The transcript is spliced from 18 exons. Gene Ontology annotation, cellular component: mitochondrion. Gene Ontology annotation, molecular function: zinc ion binding; oxidoreductase activity.